CGGCGCCCCACGCUGGCAUGAGCCCCCCCGUCGGGAGCAGCGCGCCCCGGGCACCGCCGCUUUCCCUGGCCCAGCUCGGUGUCGGGAGGAGAGCGCUGUCGCCGCGGAGCCGCCGCUCGCAGCAGCGCCGGACGGACGGAGAUAUCCUAUAUGAUAAAGAGUGUAUACCCAGACUGCAGAGAGCCAAACGACCCAUCAAGCAUCACUCCUGAGCCAGGGCAGCUGCGUUAGGGUCAGAGCUGGCCCAGCACCUCUUUUCAGAAAUGAUGUGAGAGGCAGUUCUAUUUAUUGAAGUUUUUGCAGGUUCAGCACACUGGAAGCAUGGCUACAAGUGCCGUUCCCAGCGAAAACCUCCCCACGUACAAGCUGGUCGUUGUUGGAGAUGGUGGUGUGGGGAAGAGUGCUCUCACUAUUCAGUUUUUCCAGAAGAUUUUUGUGCCAGACUAUGACCCAACUAUUGAAGACUCCUACCUGAAGCACACAGAAAUAGAUGGGCAAUGGGCAAUUCUUGAUGUUCUGGAUACUGCAGGCCAAGAGGAGUUCAGUGCAAUGAGGGAGCAGUACAUGAGGACUGGAGAUGGUUUCCUUAUUGUCUACUCGGUGACAGACAAGGCCAGCUUCGAGCACGUGGACCGGUUCCACCAGCUGAUCCUCCGAGUCAAGGACAGGGAGUCUUUUCCAAUGAUUUUGGUGGCAAACAAAGUUGAUCUAAUGCACUUACGGAAAAUUACAAGAGAACAGGGGAGAGAAAUGGCAACAAAACAUAACAUUCCCUAUAUAGAAACGAGUGCCAAGGACCCACCUCUAAACGUGGACAAGGCCUUCCAUGAUCUUGUGAGGGUAAUAAGGCAACAGAUCCCAGAGAAAAGCCAGAAGAAGAAGAAAAAGACCAAAUGGCGAGGGGACAGAGCCACGGGCUCCCAUAAACUCCAGUGUGUGAUUUUGUGACGGGACACCCUGGGAGUGCCUUGGCUGCCUCCCUCCUCCCCUCUUGACCCACCACCGGCCCAGGCAAGGAGCCACAGCUGGAUGCUGAUGCCCACAUGGCCCCGUGGCCCCUCGGGCUCCCCACGGCAGCUCAGGCUUGGAGGAGGCGGCUCAGAGGGUCCGGACCCCCCCGGAGAGGGGCUGCACAUCAGGGCCAGCGUGGGAGCCGUGCCAGUGGGAGGCGGAAGGGAUCGGCAGGACCUCAACUCUCAAACAUCCCCAGCACCUUCCAGGGGCCUCCAUGAUGUUUAUUAAAAAAAACCAAACAAGGCAGAAGUUAAAAAAAAAGUGUUGGUUUUAUCUGCAAACAUUUCUCUUUGUGACCCAUUUCUGAACAGCCUUGAAUAGCCCCCCUGUUUGGUACAGUUGUCUGUGUAUGUGUGGGGGAAGGGAAAGGGUUUUUCUUUUGCUUAAUUUUUUUUGUCCUCUUCUUCCUUUUUGUUGUUUGCUCAGCAAGUGUUGGGUUGCAAAGAAACAACGGCCAGGCUUAGAUUUUUUGCACUGAACUCUCUCUUGGGCGGCAGUGCCAAAACACAACUUCAUAUGAAAGUGCAUAGAUUUGGAGGAAGAAAAUUAGUUCCAGCUGCUCUGGGUGCUCCAGACAUUGUGUCAGACUCUGGAGGGUCGCCAGCUCACAGACCAUAAACUCCAGCUUAGGAAAGGAGGUUUGGGCUUGGAUUAUUUUUUUUUUUUCCUUACCCUUUGUCAAGAAGUUUUGUUUCUGUUUUGUAACUUCGGACGUGUCAAACUUUAAGACAUUUUGUUAACCUGGAAGUAUUUAAAUUAAAGUAAUUUACAGAUGGAA
Messenger RNA from Poecile atricapillus (Black-capped chickadee), 1792 nucleotides. It is a transcript of the gene MRAS, whose product is annotated as muscle RAS oncogene homolog. Gene Ontology annotation, biological process: signal transduction. Lineage: Eukaryota; Metazoa; Chordata; Aves; Passeriformes; Paridae. The transcript is spliced from 7 exons. The record is from RefSeq and is a predicted model, not a curated record. The coding region runs from base 322 to 948 and encodes 208 amino acids. Gene Ontology annotation, cellular component: plasma membrane. Gene Ontology annotation, molecular function: GDP binding; GTPase activity; GTP binding.